Molecule: messenger RNA, 2170 nt
Organism: Coregonus clupeaformis (lake whitefish)
Lineage: Eukaryota; Metazoa; Chordata; Actinopteri; Salmoniformes; Salmonidae
Product: BTB/POZ domain-containing adapter for CUL3-mediated RhoA degradation protein 2-like
Exons: 7
Coding region: 298-1329 (343 amino acids)
Biological process (GO): protein homooligomerization; negative regulation of Rho protein signal transduction; proteasome-mediated ubiquitin-dependent protein catabolic process
Cellular component (GO): Cul3-RING ubiquitin ligase complex
Molecular function (GO): ubiquitin-protein transferase activity; protein binding
Source: RefSeq, a predicted model, not a curated record
CGCAAGCGCAAACAUGAUUUGUAGUAGCACACAUUUCUGUAGUUGGGGAAAGUUAUUAAACGUCGUUGCCUUGUGAAUAUUUGCAAUUGUAGUUGGCGUAUUCUAGGUGGCGUAGCUACAUAACAUAGCUUCCAAUGUACUAACCUGUUCAACAAACGAAUUACCCCAAGAGAAAGAUGGCGUGGGUAUGAUCUGCAGGGCCCGUGAAAGGCUGUGGCGGCCCCCCCAGUAGCUGUCACCACGGCGGGGGACACCAGGACCUCCGUCUGCAGGGUGGUCAUCUACCUCCAGAGGGACAUGUCCGGGGACAGCUGCCAGCUCCCCCUGCACCGGCUGCUCCUCCACCCUCAGACCCAGGCCAUCUCCACUGGCUCCCAAGCCAUUAGACCUCCCCAUGAAGCCUCCCAGAUGGCGUGUCCCAAGACCAAGACGUGCAGCUACAGAGCGGCGGUGGGCCUGGGUAACAAGUACGUGCGUCUGAACGUAGGGGGGACCCUGUUCUACACCACGCUGCAGGUGCUCACCAGGCAGGACUCCGUGCUGAAGGCCAUGUUCAGUGGCAGGAAGGAGGUCUUCAUUGACAGAGAGGGCUGGAUCCUGAUAGAUCGUAGUGGGAAGCACUUUGGCUCCAUCCUGACGUACCUGCGGGAGGAAGCGGUCACCUUGCCCCCUGGCAGGCAGGGGGUUCUGGAGCUGCUGGCAGAGGCCAAGUAUUACCUGAUCCAGGGUCUGAUGGAGCUGUGCCAGGGAGGCCUGCAGGACCAGAAGGAGCAGUCUCUGUGUGUAAUCCCUGUGGUCACCUCUGCCAAGGAGGAGGAGAGACUGAUCCAGGCCUGCACCAAGCCUGUAGUGAAGCUGCUGUACAACAGAAGCAACAACAAGUACUCCUAUACCAGUAACUCAGACGACAACCUGUUGAAGAAUAUUGAGCUGUUUGACAAGCUGUCUCUGAGCUACAAUGGCCGUGUUCUCUUCAUCAAGGACGUGAUCGGCGACGAGAUCUGCUGCUGGUCGUUCUACGGACAGGGACGCAAGCUGGCGGAGGUCUGCUGCACAUCCAUAGUCUACGCCACAGAGAAAAAACAGACCAAGGUGGAGUUCCCAGAGGCCAGGAUCUACGAGGAGACCCUGAACGCUCUGCUCUACGAGACACUUCCUGUCCCUGACGACACCUUAUUGGAGGCCACACGCCGUCGCCACGCCCACUGUGGUUCCCACAGCGAGGAGGAGGAAGGCCCCACCCACUCGGGGGUGGACCUUAGGGAGCGCGUACGCCGCAUCCACGUCAAGAGGUACAGCGCCUACGACGACCGGCCGCUGGGACACUAAGGGCUCCCCGUCUCACCGUCAGUCACAUCUCAAUGAGGGCCUCAUAAUGGUCAGAUGAUUCAUCAACCCUAUCAUAUCCUUCCUGCUACGGUCCUUGGUGAGAGGGAGUGAUGGCUCUGCUACAGUCCUUGGUGAGAGGGAGUGAUGGCUCUGCUACAGUCCUUGGUGAGAGGGAGUGAUGGCUCUGCUACAGUCCUUGGUGAGAGGGAGUGAUGGCUCUGCUACAGUCCUUGGUGAGAGGGAGUGAUGGCUUCCAAAUGCCACCCUAUUCCUCAUCCUAUGCACAGGCUCUGGUCAGAAGUAGGGAAAAGGGUGCCAUCUAAACACAGAGGAGGAAACUGGCUCUCCGCUGGCUCGUUCACUCAUUCACUACAUCCACCACUGAGGCACUGUUGUUGGUGGGCCCAAAAUGGCCAUUGGGCACAAAAUGGCUGCCAUGCUGCAUCACCCUGGUGCCUGACAGACUUUGUCAAUGGACAACUGGUGAUUUUAAAACGUUGAGAUGCUUAUGCUAUUUCUCCUUUUUUAAAAUGUUAUAUAGAACUCUCUUCACAACACAAUCGAAUCCGUGUUCAAACAAUCAAAAUUGCGAACGUAUUAAUGUUAUACCUCGGUCCAUAAUAGAACAGUUAAGAUAUAUUUUCCAACAUGAGCUUUAUUCAGAUAAUGUAGUCGGAUAAUAUAGGCUUUAUUCAGAUAAUGUAGUCGGAUAAUAUAGGCUUUAUUCAGAUAAUGUAGUCGGAUAAUAUAGGCUGCAUUCUAUUUCCUGUAUAGUGCACUACUUUUGACCAGGUCCCAACAGUAGUACCACAGUAUGGGUAAAUACAGGCGAAUAUAUUUA